AUGCUACAGCUACCUGACCUGCACAUUUAUAACAACGCCCACCUCGUUGUCUGCGCUGCGGCUUGUCUUGGGGUAGUAGGAGUGAUCUCUCAGGCUUACCUUUAUAAAUCACAGAGUGGUCUUCCUCUUCCGCCUUCCCCUCCUACUUGGAGACUUUGGGGGCACUUCAUACCCCCUCGCAAGCCAUUUCUCACUUUAGCAGGAUGGAUCGACGAGUAUGGUCCUCUGAUUACCAUUCGGUCUGGAACUGAGAAAAUCGUUGUUGUCGGCCGUUACAACGUCGCGGUGGACAUCAUGGAGAAGCAGAGCGGUUUUCUAGCUGAUCGUCCUCGCCGCGUUGCUGGAGAAAUAUUUAGUGGCGGGCUAUCCAACCUCCUCACACCCGCUGGGGCUAGAUUCCGUCGGAUGCGUAGAGCACUCCAUGCGCAUCUCCAGCCCAAAGUAGCUAAGGAAUAUCAGCCCCUCCAGAUGUCACACGCAAAGAACAUAGUGCUCGACAUUCUGGAAGAUCCAUACAACUUCCAGAACCACGUGGCAAAUUUUGCUGCGACGACGAUUACGAAAGUUGUGUACGGGAAGACCACGCCCACGUCUGCGACUGAUCCCGAAGUCAAACGACUUCGCGAGCACUUGCGAGGAUUUCGUACAGCCUUACGCCCCGGUGCUUACCUGGUGGACUCGAUCCCGUGGCUCAAAUACCUUCCUUGGUAUGGCCGAGAAUUGAAACGGGGGUUUCACAAAAGUAAACAGUUCUACACCGCUCGGCUGAAUCGCGUGAAACAGGAAAUGGAGAACAAUGUGGACUUUGAUCCUUCGUUUACAAAACAUAUGCUACAAGAUCUCCAACUCCACGGUUUGUCGGAAAUAGAGAUGGCCUUUCUUGCUGGCAGCUUAUUUGCAGCUGGACGUGAUACGACUAUUUUGUCAAUAUGCACAGUGCUCAUGGCAGCCGCAGUGUUUCCCGAAGAGCAAGCGAAAGUCCAGGCCGAGCUUGAUGCGAUCAUAGGAAGGCAGCGAGCACCGACUUUCGCUGACGGACAGUCCCUUCCUCGAUUGCACGCCUUCAUCUCCGAGGCUUUGAGAUGGAGACCGAUGUUUCCCAGCGGAAUUGCUCAUCGAUCGACUAAGGAUGUGCUUUGGGCAUGUAUCUUUCGAACUACUUAUUGUGCGAAUGAUAAUCUGGCCCAUCAGGGAAACUAUUGCAUUCCAGCUGGAACUACCGUAGUUGGCGAUCACUGGUCCAUCUCUCGAGAUCCCGACGUCUUCCCCGAACCUCAUGCGUUCAAGCCUGAGCGUUGGAUCAACGACCAAGGUCUCUGUAGGGAUGAUCUAAAAUUCUUCUUCCUCUUUGGGUUUGGUCGGCGUGUAUGUCCCGGUCAACAUGUGGCGAACAGAUCGCUAUUCAUAAACUCGGCCCUUAUUCUUUGGGCCUUCCAGGUGACUCUGGAUCCUACGAAGCCACAGGAUGACAUGGGGUUCAUGAGCGGAAAUACCCGAUCAUGUACUAUUGAUUUUAAGACGAGGAUUCCAGAGACUGGCAUCAGGCGCAUGUUGCAGAAUUAUCCCGAGGUCGCCUGAGAAGCCUCAAUUGCCGCCUAGGGAUCUAUCAGUCCUGUAGUUCUCGCAGUAUCAUCACGUAUUAUAGCUUGAACUUUUUACCUCAAUCC
Messenger RNA from Suillus paluster, 1667 nucleotides. RefSeq names its product cytochrome P450. The transcript is spliced from 12 exons. The record is from RefSeq and is a predicted model, not a curated record. The coding region runs from base 1 to 1578 and encodes 525 amino acids. Lineage: Eukaryota; Fungi; Basidiomycota; Agaricomycetes; Boletales; Suillaceae. Gene Ontology annotation, molecular function: iron ion binding; oxidoreductase activity, acting on paired donors, with incorporation or reduction of molecular oxygen; monooxygenase activity.